AUGCUGAAAAUUGCCAGUCUUUUUGGCGCAGUGGCCCGGCCCGCUACGGCUGCUGCGUCUGCGGUGAUGCGUGCUUCGGCAACACAGGUUCGUUUCAAACACUCAUACGAGCCCAAAACCCGCCAGCGCGACAAGAAAUUCAAGGGCCGAGUGCCCGUUCGCACCGGCGGCUCGACCAAGGGAUCGACCGUCGUUUUUGGUGAAUACGGCCUGCGUUUGCGCAGCGAGGGUGUCCGAAUCAAGGCUAUUCAGCUCAAAGAGGCAGAUAACAGUAUCAUGCGUACCCUCAGACCACUCUCCGGCACUCUUUACCGUCGUCUUCACUGCGGCCUCGCGGUGUGUGUCAAAGGUAAUGAGACUCGUAUGGGUAAAGGUAAAGGUGCCUUCGAGUACUGGGCUGUGCGUGUGCCCACUGGCAAGGUGGCCUUUGAAAUCAGCGGCAACGUGCCUGAACAGGUGGCCAGGGACGCUCUUCGGGUCGCCAAGGACAAGCUGCCUGGAAACUGGGAAUUCGUGACCAAGGAAACGCUGCCAAAGGUCGGAUUCAAGACUGCCGACCCGGCAAGCCGUGAUCCUAUCAACUACUUUGAAAAAAUCAAAGAGACACCCACCAAAAAGUGGACUAAUUAUGAGUACGAUAAGGACCCCGAGGUACGCAAGUAUCUGCGGCGGUAA
Molecule: messenger RNA, 675 nt
Organism: Wickerhamiella sorbophila
Lineage: Eukaryota; Fungi; Ascomycota; Dipodascomycetes; Dipodascales; Trichomonascaceae
Product: 54S ribosomal protein L16, mitochondrial
Exons: 1
Coding region: 1-675 (224 amino acids)
Biological process (GO): mitochondrial translation
Cellular component (GO): ribosome; mitochondrial large ribosomal subunit
Molecular function (GO): structural constituent of ribosome; rRNA binding
Source: RefSeq, a predicted model, not a curated record